Nomascus leucogenys (northern white-cheeked gibbon) is the source of this 1011-nucleotide messenger RNA. RefSeq names its product olfactory receptor 2AK2-like. NCBI's taxonomy places the organism in Eukaryota, Metazoa, Chordata, Mammalia, Primates, Hylobatidae. Gene Ontology annotation, cellular component: membrane. The record is from RefSeq and is a predicted model, not a curated record. Gene Ontology annotation, biological process: G protein-coupled receptor signaling pathway. Gene Ontology annotation, molecular function: olfactory receptor activity; G protein-coupled receptor activity.
AUUUUGGUUUCAGCCAUGAAAACAGGAAAUCAAAGUUUUGGGACAGAUUUUCUACUUGUUGGUCUUUUCCAAUAUGGCCAGAUAAACGCUCUUCUCUUUGUCGUCAUUGCCACCCUCUUUACAGUGGCUCUGACAGGAAAUAUCAUGCUGAUCCACCUCAUUUGAUUGGACACCAGACUCCACACUCCAAUGUACUUUCUGCUCAGUCAGCUGUCCAUCAUUGACCUCAUGUACGUCUCCACCACAGUGCCCAAGAUGGCAAUCAACUUCCUCUCACAGAGUAAGACCGUUACUUUUUUGGGCUGUGAGAUUCAAACGUAUGUGUUCUUGGCCUUUGGUGGAACUGAAGCCCUUCUCCUUGGUUUUAUGUCUUACGAUCGCUAUGUAGCUAUCUGUCAUACUUUACAUUAUCCGAUACUUAUGAGCAAGAAUAUCUGCUGCCUCAUGGUUGCAUGUGCAUGGGCCAGUGGUUCUAUCAAUGCUUUCAUACAUACAUUGUAUGUGUUUCAACUUCCAUUCUGUAGGUCUCGGCUCAUAAACCACUUUUUCUGUGAAGUUCCAGCCCUACUAUCAUUGGUGUGUCAGGACACCUCACAUUAUGAGUAUACAGUCCUCCUGAGUGGACUUACUAUUCUGCUGCUACCAUUCCUGGUCAUUCUGGCUUCCUAUGCUCGUGUGCUUAUUGUGGUAUUCCAGAUGAGCUCGGGAAAAGGACAGGCAAAAGCUGUUUCCACUUGUUCCUCCCACCUGAUUGUGGCAAGCCUGUUCUAUGCAACCACUCUCUUUACAUACACAAGGCCACACUCCUUGCAUUCCCCUUCACAGGACAAGGCGGUGGCAGUAGUUUACACCAUUGUCACACCUCUACUGAACCCAUUUAUCUACAGCCUGAGAAAUAAGGAAGUCACGGGGGCAGUGAGGAGACUGUUGGGAUAAUGGAUAUGCUGCAGAAAAUAUGACUUCAGAUCUCUGUAUUCAUUGAGGAUUAACAACAUAAAAAACUGUUCCUGA